This is a messenger RNA of Protopolystoma xenopodis, 348 nucleotides long. The record is from the annotation of a GenBank genome assembly. Lineage: Eukaryota; Metazoa; Platyhelminthes; Monogenea; Polystomatidea; Polystomatidae.
AUGAUGGACAAGUGCCCCAUCUCUUUCCAUCAGUUCAUAACUGACCCAGAUCCCGGGAAAAGUGGACCUAGACGAAAUGAAAAACUUCACUUCUGCUCAAGCUACCUCUUAAAAGGCUCAUCUGAAGCCAUCAAAUCGCUAAGGCAACAGGCUUUAAGCAUAUCUGGAAUGUCCGCCGAGACAUGUGAAAACGUCUUAUAUCUGGUUACAUACCUCCUCUGGUUACUUGCUAGUCUAUUGUCUGAUAUUGGAAAGAGCCAAAGACCUGCCAGUGCCAGACUGUCCAGCCGCAGAAUUGAUGAAAGAAGACAACUUCUCCGGCACAAUUACAUGCAUAAAACAUCAUGA